Messenger RNA from Dicrocoelium dendriticum, 768 nucleotides. Lineage: Eukaryota; Metazoa; Platyhelminthes; Trematoda; Plagiorchiida; Dicrocoeliidae. The record is from the annotation of a GenBank genome assembly.
AUGCCCAGUGUAAGGAUUUCUCCAAUACUUCACGAUUCGUGGUCACGUGAGUUGCAUCAACGUCACGGGACAAAUCGACUUCUUACCCCAACUCCACCCACUUUUGAAACUGCCAUGACCGAAGGAGCGGCAUCUAAGUUACUUCGGGUGGAAAGCGAUUACAUCAAGAAGGUGCUCGGGGAUCCACUGCAUAAUGGUCUGUGCUCGCUAAUCUUAUAUCAACCGCUGGAUCCCAUCGACUUCUUGAGCAAUUACCUACGUUACUGGGUGCAAUAUGUGCGAACAUACCGCAGGGAGAAGAUCGCGGAGAAGCAGAUUGAAUGGUUAUUCACCAUACAAAUCCCGUGGAACAUCAGCGUGAUUGCGGAGCAAGCGAAAAAGCUGGAACAGGAGGCCCUCGACGAUGCCAGAAGAAUAGCUGCCGAAGAGGCCAGAAAAGCUGCCCAAGAACGUAUUCGUAUUAAAGCCGCUACUGAUGUGGCCACGAAAAGGACUACCGACAAGAUUCGCAGUGAUACAUCUGCUAGCAUAGUGCAAGAUGUGGUGGAGAACUCAGUAGAUCUGGCGGUGAGGAAAGAGGAGGCUGCUGAACGGGCCAAAAUAUUGGCAGAGCAACGCGCAAGGCAAAGAGCACUGGAAGAGGAAGAACAAGCCGAAUUGAAAGAGGAAUCCGAAGACGCUGUGGAUGCAAACGAAGAGGAAGAAGAAGAGGGUUGAAAAUCGAUUUGAUUCCGUUGAUGUAGUACAUACAGUUAUCACUGUAGCGAA